AUGUCUUCAAGUAGGAAACGGAAAGCGCCUGGGACCGUUGCAAACAAGGCCGGACCUUCACACAUUCCGCAUCGAACAAAGCCUCAAACAACAUCUUGGACUAGAACAGUCUUUAUUGCAAUCAUUCUGGUCACCAUUACUGGAACAUUGUAUUACUAUCCCAUAUCCAACGACGACAAAGAGACUCCUGUUGAGGAGCGAGAUGCGAGCAUAUUUUCCGUUCAGGACAUACCAGGCAAGGGGAAAGGUGUUAUUGCUGCGAGGGAUAUUCAGCAAGGAGAGCUUAUUAUCUACGAGAAACCACUCUUCAUUGUUCCGCCCAAAAUCUCAGUUUCACCCUCCUCUCUGAUACACUCCAACUUGCAACGAGUUGAUCCCCGUGAUCGCCCAGCGUUCUUUAACCUCUCCUACGUCAAUCUCCCGCCGGAAGUUGAUCCUGAAGAAGACGAAGCGGAAGUGGCUCUUGCCAUUUUCCAGACGAAUGCCGUGGCCGCAGGGGGUGGGGUAGGGAUAUUUCCUCGGAUGGCUAGACUGAAUCAUGGGUGUUCAAGCGCGUUUAAUGUCGUGUAUACGUGGAGGGAGAGAGAGGGUGCACUGGUUGUACAUGCACUGAAAGGUGUCAAGAAAGGCCAGGAACUGUUGACGACGUACUCGACCAUGAGGCAACCAAGAGCUAUUAGGCGGGCAUAUCUCCGAGAACACUAUGGGUUUGAAUGUCAGUGUCAGGUUUGCAGUCUAUCAGAUGCCGAAUCGAAGGCGUCUGACGCAAGACUGGUUGCGAUUUCGGACUUGUAUAGUCGGUUUGGGACGUGGAGUGAAGGUUCGAUCAAUGGCAAGCAGGCUAUCGACAUUGUCAAGCAGAUAUGGACCCUCGGAGAAGAGGAAGGCUACUUUAGUGAGAGAGGACAACUGGCCGCUGAUGCCGCUUGGGUAGCGGCCGCCCAUUGGGAUGCUGGUGCGACGCGGGAAUGGGCAGAGGUUGGUUUAGAAUGGUACAGUUACGAGCUUGGGUCUGACAGCGAGCCAGCGGAGAGUAUGAGAGCGCUUAUGGGAGACCCAGAGCGUCACCACGCCUGGGGAUCGCGGGAAAGAAUGUACGUUUGA
Messenger RNA from Marasmius oreades (fairy-ring Marasmius), 1104 nucleotides. RefSeq lists its product as uncharacterized. The transcript is spliced from 8 exons. NCBI's taxonomy places the organism in Eukaryota, Fungi, Basidiomycota, Agaricomycetes, Agaricales, Marasmiaceae. The coding region runs from base 1 to 1104 and encodes 367 amino acids. The record is from RefSeq and is a predicted model, not a curated record. Gene Ontology annotation, molecular function: protein binding.